AUGGGAAAUUACAAAUCCAGCCUAACCCAAACUUGUACAGAUGAGUGGAAGAAGAAAGUCAGUGAAUCUUACAUUAUGAUAAUAGGAAGAUUAGAAUAUGACCUGCAGAUCAAGGAAAAAGAAUUAACAGAACUAUGGCAUGUUUGGGGCUCUGAGGAAACCUUCAAUAAAGUCAACUUGAAUAACACAACUGAAGAUGGAUUAUCUCUCCUACAUUUGUGUUACAUCUGUGAAGGCAUUAAGUCACAUAUUUGAACCCUUAUGUUAAAAGGGAUCUGCCCAUCUCGAUUGACAAGAAAUGGAUUUACAGCAUUGCACCUGGCAGUUUACAAGGACAGUGCAGAACUGAUCACUUCCCUGCUUCACAGUGGAGCAGAUAUAUAGCAGGUUGGAUAAGGUGGCCUCACAGCCCUCCAUAUUGCUGUGAUAGCUGGCCAUCUAGAGUCUGCUGAUGUGUUAUUGAAACAUGGAGCAACUGUCAAUGUUCAAGAUACAGUUUUCUUCACUCCAUUGCACAUUGCAGCUUACCAUGGGCAUGAGCAGGUAACACACCUUCUUUUGAAAUUUGGUGCUGGCGUAAAUGUAAGUGGUAAAGUUGAAGACAGACCUCUCUACUUAGCAUCUGCAAAAGGAUUAUUUAAUAUUGCAAAACUCCUAAUGGAAGAUGGGAACAAAGCAGAUGUGAAUGCUCAAGAUAAUGAAAACCAUGUCACACUCCAUUUUUGUGCUCGUUUUGGACACCAUGAUAUUGUGAAAUACUUGUUUCAAAGUGAUUUGGAAGUUCAACGUCACAUUGUUAAUAUUUAUGGAGACACUUCUUUGCACCUGGCAUGCUACAAUGGUAAAUUUGAAGUUGCUAAGGAAAUCAUUCAAAUAACAGAAACUGAAAGUCCGACUAAAGAAAACAUCUUCAGUGAAACAGCUUUUCACAGAACUGGUACCUAUGGCAAGAACAUUGACCUGGUUAAAUUUCUUCUUGAUCAGAAUACUGUAAACAUCAAUCAUCAAGGAAGAGAUGGCCACACAGGAUUGCACUCUGCUUGCUACCAUGGUCACAUUCGUUCGGUUCAGUUCUUACUGGAUAAUGACACUGAUAUGAACCUGGUAGCUUAUGAUCCCAGAAGGUCUACUGGUGAAAAAGAUGAACAGACAUGUUUGAUGUGGGCUUAUGAAAGAGGACAUAAUGCCAUUGUUACACUCCUGAAGCAUUAUAAGAGACCCCAGGAUGAAUUGCCCAGUAAUGAAUAUCCUCAGCCUGGAGAAAGUACCACUUACCAAUCUGUUCCAGCCCCCUUGGGGAAGAUUAAAAGCAUGACAAAAGAUAUUUCUAAAUGGAAGGCAGAUGUGUUCCUCCUAAGAGCUGGACUGCCUUCACAUUUCUACCUUCAGUUGUCAGACAUGGAGUUCCAUGAGAUUAUUGGCUCAGGUUCUUUUCGGAAAGUACAUAAAGGACGAUGGAGAAAUAAGAUAGUGACUUUAAAACGUUAUCGAGCCAACACCUACUGUUCCAAGUCUGAUGUGGAUAUGUUUUGCCGAGUGGUGUCCAUUCUCUCCCAGCUCAAUCAUCCUUGUGUAAUUCACUUUGUUGGAGCGUGCUUGAAUGAUUCCAGCCAAUUUGCCAUCGUCACUCAGUAUAUAUCUGGAGGUUCUCUGUUCUCCCUUCUUCAUGAGCAGAAGAGGAUUCUUGAUUUGCGGUCUAAAUUGAUUAUUGCAGUAGAUGUUGCCAAAGGUAUGGAGUACCUUCACAACCUGACACAAUCGAUUAUACACAGUGAUUUGAACAGUCACAAUAUUCUUCUCUAUGAGGAUGAGCAUGCUGUAGUGGCAGUUUUUGGAGAAUCACAAUUUCUCUAGUCUCUGGAUGAAGACAACAUGACAAAACAACCUGGGAACCUCCGCUGGAUGGCGCCCGAGGUGUUCACGCAGUGCACACAGCACACCAUCAAAGCUGAUGUGUUCAGCUUCCUCUGUCUGUGGGAACUGCUCACUGGAGAUCCCUUUGCUCAUCUCAAGCCAGGUGCAUUUGGAACCUUUUUCAUCCCUGCAGCAGCAGACAUGGCUUAUCACCAUAUCAGGCUUCCUAUUGGCUAUUCCAUCCCCAAGCCCAUGUCUUCUCUGCUGAUGCGAGGGUGGAACGCCUGUCCUGAAGGAAGACCUGAGUUUUCUGAAGUUGUUACAAAGUUGAAGGAGUGCCUCUGCAACAUUGAGCUGAUGUCUCCCGCAUCAAGUAACAGCAGUGGGUCUCUCUCACCUUCUUCUUCUUCUGAUUGCCUGGUGGGUCGGGGAGGGACUGGAAGGAGCCAUGUCGCAGCUCUGAGAACUUUUGAGUUGGAAUAUGCUCUAAGUGCCAGAUUCUAUGCUGUCUGGCCCCAAAGAGGUGGAGAAAUAUCUUCCUGAGGCCUGUCCCUGGAGGAGAUGAAGAGAAGUCUCCAGCACUCACCCAUUGACAAAUACGGCUACGUGACUGAUCCCAUGAGCCCCAUGCAUUUUUAUUCUUGCCGGAAGAGUGGCAGCUUUGAGGACAGCAGCUGA
Molecule: messenger RNA, 2532 nt
Organism: Perognathus longimembris pacificus (Pacific pocket mouse)
Lineage: Eukaryota; Metazoa; Chordata; Mammalia; Rodentia; Heteromyidae
Gene: Tnni3k
Product: TNNI3 interacting kinase
Biological process (GO): protein phosphorylation
Molecular function (GO): protein binding; ATP binding; protein kinase activity
Source: RefSeq, a predicted model, not a curated record